Molecule: messenger RNA, 792 nt
Organism: Thamnophis sirtalis
Lineage: Eukaryota; Metazoa; Chordata; Lepidosauria; Squamata; Natricidae
Source: RefSeq, a predicted model, not a curated record
GAGUCCGUGUUUCAGGAACAGUGCGAGGGCCUCAUGGAAGAGGAAUCGGAGGGCGAGGAAGGGCAGGGCAGCCCACCAGGACCCCUGGAGCAGGAUCCGCAGGCCGUCUCCGACGAAGCCUCCCCUCUCUUCACAGCAACGGUGGUCAGAGAAAAGAAAACGGAGCAGCAGCGCAAGAAAGAAAAAGCCGCCAAACGGUUGAAAGCCCGCGAGCUGUCGGAGAAGGCCGCCCGGCUGAGGAAGCAGGAGCUCUUUCAGUUGAAAUCCAUCCGGCUGCAGCUGAAGCAGCGGGAGGCCGAGCUGCAGCGCCGGAAGCAGAGGCGCGAAGCCAAGCGGAAACUGGAGGCCAUCAAGCCCAAACGGCUGGGGAGGCUCAAUGGUGUCCGAUGAUGAGACCCAUCCUUGCGCUCGGAGAAUUUGCAGCAGCCGUUGCUGGGAAUGUGAAGGACCCCAGGGGAGCCCCUGGUCCUACCGAGUGGGUAAGGAUCAGGGAACUGAGGCACCCUCCUGCACCACCACCCCCAUAUCCUCCCUUUUCAGCAUGGAGGGCUGGCUUACCCGUUUAGCGAAUGGGCAACAUUUAAAAGCACAAUUACGGGCCAAUGUGGAACCUCCCAUUUGCAAAUUUCAAAAAGUAGGAUUUAUUUUUUACAUAUUCCGAACCUGACGGAGUCGCCUACAGAAAGUCUCCGGGCUUCCCCCUGAUCUGGGCUCCAAAGGGUUUUGCAAAAGGAAAGUUUUAGAAGUCAAGGACUGUACGGUAAAUUGGGUUUCCUCCCUCCCUUCCUCCUC